CCGCUCAGCCCGCCCCUUCCUUGCGGCCCCGCCCCGCCCGCCGGCCGCUGUCAGAGCCGCGGUGUAUGCUGAGCCGCUGUCGCCACCGGCUGCUCCUUGUUCUGGGCCUAAGCUUCCCGCCGCCGAGCCGGGGGCUGCCGCUGCUCUGCAAUCGCCGCCUCAUGAAACCGCUGGUCGUUUUCGUUCUGGGCGGCCCUGGAGCCGGCAAGGGCACCCAGUGCGCGCGCAUCGUCGAGUAUUGGAGAGGCAGAGAUAGGUGGAUCCCUGGGGCUCACUGGCAAGCCAGCCUAUCCUACUCAGCGAGUGCCAGGCCGGGGAGAGACCCUGCCCCAAAGAACAAGAAAUAUGGCUACACACAUCUUUCUGCAGGAGAGCUUCUUCGUGAUGAAAGGAAGAACCCAGCUUCACAAUAUGGUGAACUUAUUGAAAAGUACAUUAAAGAAGGAAAGAUUGUGCCAGUUGAGAUAACCAUCAGUUUAUUAAAGAGGGAAAUGGAUCAAACAAUGGCUGCCAAUGCUCAGAAGAAUAAAUUCUUGAUUGAUGGGUUUCCAAGAAAUCAAGACAACCUUCAAGGUUGGAACAAGACCAUGGAUGGGAAGGCAGAUGUAUCUUUUGUUCUGUUUUUUGACUGUAAUAAUGAGAUCUGUAUUGAGCGAUGUCUUGAGCGGGGAAAGAGCAGUGGCAGGAGUGAUGACAACAGAGAGAGCUUGGAGAAGAGAAUUCAGACUUAUCUCCAGUCAACAAAACCAAUUAUUGACUUAUAUGAAGAAAUGGGGAAAGUCAAGAAAAUAGAUGCUUCUAAGUCUGUUGAUGAAGUAAGUGUCUUGUCUUUGCAAAUUAAGGUCAAAUGAAAAUGUGGUCAUUUC
Molecule: messenger RNA, 866 nt
Organism: Nannospalax galili (Upper Galilee mountains blind mole rat)
Lineage: Eukaryota; Metazoa; Chordata; Mammalia; Rodentia; Spalacidae
Gene: Cmpk1
Product: cytidine/uridine monophosphate kinase 1
Exons: 6
Coding region: 66-851 (261 amino acids)
Biological process (GO): 'de novo' pyrimidine nucleobase biosynthetic process; UDP biosynthetic process; CDP biosynthetic process
Cellular component (GO): cytoplasm; nucleus
Molecular function (GO): ATP binding; UMP kinase activity
Source: RefSeq, a predicted model, not a curated record